AUGGCGGGUCAACCCGGGACCCCAGCCAUCCAGCUUGCGGACCAGAUUUCGCAGGGUUUUGUUGCGCUGGCCGGCGAGUACCAGUUGCUGCUCGAGCAACAGCAGCUGCUGGAAAGCCAGCUCACUUGGGCGAAACAACAGUACCUAGACCUUCUCAAGCGUUUCAGCCCUUCGACGCUCUCUCAAGACCAUCGAGUCUUUCUCCAAGAGUUGGAGCUUGCUCGCUCAGAGCAGUCCCGCGUCCAAACCCACUGGCUUGAUCACAUCAGUCGGAAUGACGACGGCGAAAGGCAAGAGAGGGUAUCCAGAAUUCGAACUGCGCAGUCAGCGAUACAGAAACUCCAUGCCCCAAAAGAUAGUGGUGUGAGAAUAUGGAGUGGCCCGUCGGCAGAUAUAGAUAGAUCGAAUGUCUCGCCCAAGUCUGCCAAAGCGGAUAUGUCACCGAUAGAGAAAGACUUUACGACUGUGGGGAUGCCGAGUAAGUUAGGCUGUCCUUUCGCAGCUGGCAGUCGACGGCAAAGUUCGCUGGCCACUCCCAGAAGCUCCAUGUCACGCAUGAGUCAAAGGGCGACGCGCUCCAAGCGGCCUUCCUUUAAUGAUCCCAUUCGCGCCGAAAUCUGUGGGAAUGACAUGGUGUCGGCAUCUGUAUCUAUUGAAGGAUCCGCACCAGUGUGCCCUAUCCGCUUCCUGGACCAACAUGCCCCUGAAGAGGUCGCCAAAUAUUUCGAGAACCACAAACACGAGAUUCCCCGGAGCCACGAGAUUUGCAUCAAGCGUUUUCAAAGCAAUGCUGAGCAUAUAGAACAGCUGGAUCGCAAAUACGGCAACCUGGUGAGCAUGAUACAAGGACUUGGGCAGAAGCACCAAGUAUUUCUCCCCCCUGAACCUGAUGAGGAUGGCGCAGAAGAUGGCGUGCCCGAGACUGAGGUGAAGACGGAUAAGCGGGUGCACAGCUGGGCUGAAGAAGUUUCAGCCAGUUUACACGACGUGAACCCAGAUUCAGUCGGUCCUACUGGGAACGGCGCUGAAGAAGCAAGAGAACCCCAUUUCGACAGGCCUUUGAAAGAAGUCAGAGUUGGAGAAUCCCCCAGCCGUCCUUGGGGCAUCUCGAUUCCCGCCAAGUAUACAGACAACCAGAGCUCAUCGUCGGUCGGCUCGGCACCCACGGCAUCACCUCGCUCACCGCUUGAGGCGAACGUUGAAGCAACUGAAACGUCGCAGAAGCCUUCCAAGUGUCCAUUUGAUCACCGAGCUUUGGGUAGGAUGGCAGAAGACAAGGGCAACCCGCACGUCGAAGAGUCUGCGUCUCCUGAAGAACCUGCUCAAGCGGAUCAGUCCACGUCGAACCCCUCUCCACCACAGCCGAGCGGCCAGCCGGAAUAUCCCAAGGCUAACCCUCAGGUGGUGCCUCAGAUGGUCUUCAAUGGCCCUGUGUUCCUCGGUUACCCUCCUGAGCAAUUGAUGGUGAUAUUGCAGAACAGUAAUCUGGGAAGCAUGAUGCGUUGA
Westerdykella ornata is the source of this 1506-nucleotide messenger RNA. RefSeq lists its product as uncharacterized. The transcript has 2 exons. The coding region runs from base 1 to 1506 and encodes 501 amino acids. The record is from RefSeq and is a predicted model, not a curated record. NCBI's taxonomy places the organism in Eukaryota, Fungi, Ascomycota, Dothideomycetes, Pleosporales, Sporormiaceae.